AAAAAAUGUAUUGCUCUAUUACUUAAAUAUAUUGUUGUAAGCGCUUAAGAAAAAAGGCAUAAUGUCUGGAACUGAGGAUGCUUAUGCUCCAGAAGAGCCUACACCGGAUAUUUCAAUGUCUUUACUAGACAUACAGAUGCCAGAAACACCUGAAAGUACUAAAGGCCAAGCAAGUGAUGGAGAUACAUGUAGGUUAGAAAGUCCAAGAAUGCUUAAACCCGUUCUUGGCAAAGUUCAAGCUAAAAAGAGAUUAUUGGCAUUUGCGAAUAAAUUUAAUGUAUUACCGAAAACUCCAAUUAAAUCUUCUGUACCUCAAGUUAUCGGUGCAGACAAUGAAGAUACCACUGGUGAAACAAAAUCUAUAAAAACAGAACAACAGUCAUCGUAUAACCGUUAUUCCACUGGUAGUAAAUUAAGAAAGAAAGCAGAAGAGAAAGUUCUAGCGAUAGAAGAAAUUAGAAGGGAAGAGUCUAAAAGUAAACUAUUACUCGCAGAAGCUAUGGCUGCAGCAUGUUUAGAAGAAGAGAAUUUUACUAGAAAUAAUUCAACUAUGUGGGUAACAUCGAGAAAUUCUAAAGGAAGAUCUAGAUCAAAUGAUGUAAUUUCUUCUCAAAGGGGUUCAAAUAAAUCUGUAUUAGAGCGCAAGAGAAAACAUAGCAAAGAAGGAAAAGAAAGAAGUGGAAAUAAACAAGUAAAAGAACAACAUGACAACAAAGAAAGAUAUAAUUAUAAACCAUCUCUCCAGAAUAGGGAACAAUAUAGAAAGGAUAAAGAAAGAAGAGAAAAUAAAUAUAAACGAACCGAGGCCAAGGUAGAAUUGAAUCGUGACAAAAAAAAUAAUGGAAGGGAUAAAAAGGAAAGUCAGAAAGACAAGAAAGAAGAAUUAAGAGAAAAGAAGGAUGAAUCGAAGGACAGAAAGGAUAAAUCAAAUGACAUGCGAGAAAAUGAUACAGAUGUUAAAGAUAAAAAGGAGAAAAAUAAAUUCAAAGACAAAGAGAAAGAAAAAGAAUUAAGGAAGUGCGAAUCGUGGGCAGAAAUUAAAAAAUCUGGUGUAACUAUGAACGAAUACAUUCAAUUUAGAAAACAAGAAAUGUCAGAACGAUCUAUCAAAAACAGGACAAUGCAAGAUUAUGCUCGUAGCUUGGAUCAAAUGUUGAUGUUGAAUAACUAUCGUGUAAGACGUACUGCCUUAAUUGCUGAAGGACUAGAUGGACUUAAAGGAUUUCCCCCGGAAUCUAUUAGAUUAACAAAACGUGGACGGCAAUUACUUUAUUGUGAAAAUCCUCGCGUGUCUCUAUUAUUAAAUCGACAACAGUUAUUUCAGGCUGUUACAUUGGAUCGUAGGGAAAAGCUACGAAAAAUAUGUGAUGCAACGUCUAUUCAAGUCAACAUAGGAGAUAACGAAGAACCGCCGUGUUCUCGUAAUUGGUAUAAAAAAUUAAACACAAUUGAAUCUAAUGAUGACACAAAAUGGCAAUUAUCCGUGGAUAUACAAUCGUCAAAAUCAAAAUGGGACAGUGAAGAUGAAAUUCCACAAGAAAAUAAUGAAAUAGAAAAUAAGGAGAAGAAAGUGGAAACAGAGAAUAUUAUUGAACAAGAAGAGAAUAAGGUAUCACCCUCUAUUACUAAUUCUUCCGACGAAAAUAGCAGGAAUGAAGAAAAUACUUCAGAUGAUCAGAAUAAUUCUGAAAUUGUUGACAAAUCUGAAAUUGUAGAUAAAGAAUCUGCUUCUCCUAUUUUAUUAUCUACAGGAAAUGAAAAGUUAGCUUCGGAGUAUGAGCAAUUUAUGAAAAUGGUCUGUACAGAAAUUCCUUUACCAGAUACAGUAAGUACAGUACAAAAAUUUGCUUCGGAGAAAUGUCCACGUAAAUCUGUAUCUCCAUCGAAUUAUCAUGAAUUUAAUAUAGAAAUUACAUCAAUGCAUAAGCAUAAUACUUUUCCUAUGUCUAAAGAUUUGACAUGCGAAAAUCAAAAUAAUAUUGCUAGAGAAAUAUUAACGGAAAAACAAUUGCAAGAAAAAGAACGUUUAGAAAACUCCUGUGCAGCGUUUCAACAUUCAGAACAUUCCACUUUGUCGGUAAACUCACAAACUUCUAUGCAAGAGAACGAAAGAAUAUUUGAAAAUACAACUAUGUGUGAGGAAGAGGAAAUAAAAGAAUCUAAAUCUAUACCUAACGAUUGGAAUGAAGCUAGGAUCAAAGUGGAACAAUUAAGUGAUGAAAAUUCUGAACCAAAAAGAAGAAAGAGAAAGAAAAAGCGGUUAUUAAAGGAAACAUUUAGUAGUAGCGAUUCGUCUAGUAGUAGUAGCUCCUCAGAUUCAGAAGAUAAAAAGACUAAACGACAUAGAAGCAGAAAAUUAUCUCAAGAUUCGAGUUCAUCUGAUUCUGAUAGUAGUGAAAGUAGUAGUACAAGCAGUAGCAGCGAUUCUUUCAGUUCUGAUAAUAAAAGAAAAAAGAAGAAGAGGAAGAAAAGAAAACUUAGUAAGAAAAAAAAGAAAGCUAAAAGAAUAAUGAGAAUAAAGAAAAAACGUAGAAGAAAGGAGAGUUCUCCAUCGAGUAGCAGUGAUUCCGAUGAAAGAAGAAAAAGAAAAAAAAUGAGAAAGAAGAAAUUGAAAAGUAGAAAAGCAUUGAGUAAGAAAAAUCUUGAUAAUAGAGAAUUCUUGAAUGAGGUUUCAGAUUCGUCUAUAAAACAUACGAUACAAUCUGUAUCGAAACAAAUUAAAGAUGAAAUGAAUGUUAAAAUGAUCCAAGGAGAAAAAUCUAAUUUAUGGGAAAAUAAAAACAAAUCGAUAAUAUCCAAUAAAGAUGGUCAGAAUAAAAGUACGGAUAAAUUUUUAGAAGCAUGGAAAGUAAAUUCGGGAAUUAUAUCUGAACAACUUGGAAGUCAAAUGUCCGAAAUAAAUCGUGAUGUAAAUAUGUUGAAAGAUGAUGGGCAAAAUAAAUUUAAAAAAAUCGACAGAGGUGAGCAAAGUAUUACAGUAAUAGAUAAAAUAAACGAGAAGCGAUCUGAUGACAAUUUUGCCGAAGGGAAACAAAAGAUAGAAAAUGAUUUGGAUGAAAAAAGAAAAAGGAAAAAAGAUAAGGAUAAGAAAAGUAAUAGCGAGUUCCUUGCUGGUUGGGAAAAAAGAGCAACUGAACGCAUAGCACACCAAAUGAUACAGGAUGAUAUGAAGUUAUCAAAGAAGUUAGAGAAACACAAAAAAGAAAAAUGGAGAGAAACAGAAUUUGAUACUUUAAAUGUACCAUCGUUAACACAACUUGAAAAAGAAGUACAUAAAAGUCAUCUAUUGGCUGACGAAUGGGAAGUAGACAGUUUAGAAGGUAUUGCAAAUUUAGCAGUUAAUAAAAAAAGAAGUUCUCAUGUUUCGAAAAAAUUGGAAAAAGAAGUGAAAUAUGAUAAAAAAACAGACACAUAUAUUGCCGUUGAAAAGGGAAGUACAAGAGAAAAUCGUAAACGAAUAGAGAAAUGCACCAUAAGAAUCUGGGAAGAUGAGGAGGAAGAAGGUGAGAGAGAAGCUAUGAUGCUCAUUCAAGAGAAAAAUCAAAGGAAGAAAGAUGAUUGGGAUAUUGAAGAAGAAUCAUUUAUGUGUACUAAUGAAAAAUCCAAGGAUAAUAUUGAUACAAAUAGCGUAGCCAGUGCUACUAGUGCUGCCACAACUAUUGUUAGUGAUAUCAUUGAUAUUGCCAGUAACAUUCAGUCUGACUUAUCUAUUAACUAUGCUAAAAGUAAUAAAGAUAGAAAGAGCGUUGAAAUGCUUGAUAAUUUACAAGAAAAUGAAUAUAAUAUGAAUAAAAAAGUGAAGAAAAGUCGUUGGGAUAUAGGAUCUCAAUCUGAUGAUAAGAUGGAACUCAAAGCUUCUGUUAUGUGGGAAGAGGAAUGUGUUGAAUGGUCGAAUCGAACUAAACCUGAACAUACAAGUAGUAGAACAUCUUUGGAUGUACCCGACAAAAUUUCAUUAAAAGAUAAGGUAAAGGAUGAUAUUUGCCAUGUUGUAAAUGAACCGUUAAAUGUUGAGACAUUUGAUUCUAAAUACUCUGAAAAUCCUAUGAAUUUCGUUAAAAGAAAACAAUCUUGUUCUUUGAAGUUGGAAGAUAAGGAAUUAUUAGAACAAUCAUGGAGCGAAAAUGAAAAUAUUGAUACAAUUAUAGAAAAGAAAUCAAUGAAAAAUAAAAAGAAUCUAUCCACAGAACGAUUGAAAUCUAUCCUAGAUAUUGAUACCAAAUUAGGACAAUCAAAAAUAGAGUUGUAUAGUCCAAGUUCUCCAGCACCAUCUCAGAAGUCUGAAGAUAUCGAAGGAUUUUCUUGUGGCAGUAAUUCAACUUCUUUGAACAAGAAUAAAUCACAUGAAGAUAAGAACAAAGAAUUAUCUCAAAUAGAAGAUAAUUCAAUAUCUUCUUCCACUAUACCAUUACAAUUAAAGAAGUUCCAUGAAAAUAUAUACAAAGGUUCUAAAGCAUCAACAACUAAACAUAAUCUUCAAAAUAUGGAUGUUCAUUCAAAAACUGAAAAAUGCAAUGAAAAUUCGGAGAAGUUACUCAAUAAUUUACUCGCCAAUGAUUUAUGUUCAGAUGGACAUUCAUCUAAAUCUUUACGAAUGGAUAUGUUUGCUGAGUAUGAAACAGAUGUAUCUUAUAAUAAUGAAAAUGUUCAGAAUGUUGAUAUAAUAACAGAAACGAAUACAAAAGAUGAUGAGACAAAUGAGGACAAAGCAACUUUUAAACUUAUACCUAAACAAUUUUUAAUUCGACGCUCUAAUGAGCAUGAUAAAUCAAAAACGACUGAAGUGCCCUUACUUGAUUCUGCGCAACAAGUUGCCGCUCUUUUAACAAUUCAGCAAAAGCUUUUACAGUCGCGUAUAUUAAGCAGCGAUAAAGAAGAUACAGAAUUUUCUACUGCAGCAUCUACAACUAUGGCAAAUGCAAAUAAAAUUGUUGAUGCUACUAUAACAAGUACCGACGAAUGUUCUUCUGCAGAUCUUGCUAUUACUGCCACUAAUAUCACAUUGGGAUCAAAAGAAGAAAUAUUACAGAACUUGCAACUUCAAACUACUCAUUCUAAAUUUAAAUCAUCCAACAUGUAUUCCGAUCAAAAUGAUGAAUACAAAAAUCAGGAUAAGAAAAAAGAUGAUAAUGCUAAGACAACAAAGCUUACUAUUGAAGAUAAUAAUGACAUGGAUUUACUGCAAAGUACAAAAUCUUCAAAUAGAGAAUUAAAGAGAAAGAGACCAUUUAAGCAGGAAGAUGAUAAACGAUACAACAAUAAUCGUGAUAAGGACAAAAGAAAUAAAAAAAUGAAUGAAUUGAUGAGAGACAGAAUUGACAAGAGAGAUUAUAAAGGUUCUAGGAAUACAGAAUAUAAUGAAAACAGAAGAAAAAUGAGUCCGAUGAGGAACAAAAGAAAGCACAUUGAUAGUCCGUGUACUUCUUGGGAAUGCGAAGGUAGUGGAAGUGGCAGUCAUAGUCGUAGCUGGAGUCGAAGUCGAAGUAAAAGUCCAAGAAGACGAGAUGAAAAUGUUUCAUAUAUUCGAGAUAGAGACAGAAAAUUAAAUAGAUCUAAUAGAACAAGAAAUGUGGACGAUCGAAAAGAUAGAUUUGGACGAAGCCCAGAAAGAUCAUUUAAUACCAGUUACAACAAACCAAAUAAAAACAAUCGUGACGAAUGGAAUAAAAGAAGAUAUGAUAGUAUGGAUAAGAAUCGAGAGAAGGAAAUGAAAUCGUAUGAUCCAAUUGAAAUGUUAAGGGAAAGAAAUAUGGAACUUAAUAAACAGGUUGAAAAUAGAAUACAAAUCGAAGAGGAAGCAGAUCAAGCAUUUUGGCAAUUUGGAAUAGAUAAUGCUUUACGAGAGGGAGAAUCUUUAGAUUCAUUUAGUAAUCAACAGGAUAUGAACUUAGAUUAUAAUAACAGACCUUAUUAUAGGGAUGAAAGCUUGGAAAGGGAAAUUAUGGAAGGUCCUAUUACUUCUCGACGAAGCCAACAACAAAGACAAAAUAUAAGACGAGAUAUGCAGUGGGGAAAAGUAGGUGAUACUACUGAUUUAGAAAAAUAUACACAUUCUAUGAGAAGAACAGAAAAACAAAAAAGAUCAAUGCUAUCCCCCUGUUUAAGACACUCGCCAUCAAGAUUAUCUCUAGAUAGAUUUAGAUGCCUAUCAAGAUCGCGAUCGAGAACGUGGUCUCGAUCAAGAUCGAGGACGAGAUCAAGAUCAAAAUCACCAUUGAGGCCGUCACGAUCAAGGGCAAAAUUGCAGUCAAGAUCUAGAUCAAGGUCUAGAUCAACAUCUAGAACCAGAUCGAGAAAACGAAGUCCCGAAUAUGAAUCAAGAUUAUCUGAAACACAUCGUCUUUCUCGGUCACCUUCUUUAUUAAGGGAUCAAAUCAAUGGAAAUUUAAGAGAUAAUAGGAAAAAUUGUGAAGAAACCGGUAGACGCAUAGAGACAAUUGUACAGUCAACUUCCGGUGUGACGAGAGUAACAGCAGAUUCUACUGUUAUGGAUACAGAAAUGCAGAUUUCUGUCGGUAUAGAUAAUGUAUCUUCAAACUUUCAAUAUCCUGGUGUGAACGAGUCUAGUAAUGAUUAUUAUUACACGGAGAAUAACUUGACUUACCCUCCUUGCAUAAACAAUACUACUGUUACAAACUCUCCAAAGCGUUUGUCCCUUGAUGACAGAUUGGAAUUAGAAUUAGGAAUUAAAAAGCAACAUGAGCAAGAAACAAAUAUACUCCCUGAUUAUUCGAAUAAUUUUAAUGCAAAUACCGUUGUAUAUCCAUCUCCUCCACCACAACCUCAACAACAAUUGUACCGCCGUCAACCUACUACAGUAUUACAGGUGGGCAAUGUUUUACAAGUGGUACCUGCAGAUUAUAAUGGAAUAUCUCCAACACGUACAGAAGUACCUGCAAUUACAACUCCUCCAGUUGUACACGGAUCCAGUCAAGUUGUACGCGUUGGUAAUGUCCUUCAAGUAGUACCAACAUCCUUAGACUGGAGCAGUGGUACACAGUCAACUGUAGAUCAACCAGGAACAACUUCUUAUUCUACUGAACCUGCACCUUCUCCCGUUUCAGUCCCAAUUUCUGUUCCCGUACCUGCUCCUGUUCCUAUGCCAGUACCCACUAUUCCAGCUAUUCCCACUAUUCCCGGUAUUUCCACCAUUCCCACUAUUUCCAGUAUUCCUUCUGUGGUAUCAACACCAACACAAAGUUCGACCUUAUCCCCAGUGCCUUUAGCUCUACCGGUUUCUGUACCUGCACCUGUACCAAUACCAAUUUCUGGGGCAACAUAUCCAAGACCAGAAAUUACAGUACCACCGAGAGUGACAGCACAACCAGUAUAUAAUUAUGAAGCAAUACUUGAAGCUCGUCGAAAAGAAAGAGAAGAACGUAAGAGAUUGCGUGAAAUACGUAGAAAAGAAAAGGAACGCAAACGUAUAGAAAAAAUUAAUCGAAGGGCACUUAGACUUCUUGAAAAGAAAACAAUAGGUACACCACAAUCGGAUAAUACAACAUUAGAUCAUCGGAAAAUACCUCCGUCUAUAGAUCGAUCGGUUAUAAAAGCUCUUCAUGAAGCAGAUGAGGAAGCUGCUUUAGAUGACCAGUUAGAAAAAGAACCAGAGAAUUCAAUUCCAUUAACAUCUCCUGUAGUAGUAGAAGAAGAAGAAGAAGAUGUUACAGGAGAUGACGAUGAAGAUGACGAAGAAGAGGAGGAAGCAGAAUAUGAAGAACCUGAAGAUGAUGAAGAAGAAGAAGAAGUAAAUGAUCAAAAGUCAAUAUUCAAAAUAGAAAAUCGAAAGGAAGAUAAUAAAGAGACGGAAGUAUCGAUAAAUGACGUUAAUAUAAAUCAAGAAGAAUCUAAACUCAAAGAUUGGCCGCUAUUACCUACAGCACCUUUGAAAGGAAUACUUGUAUCACCAGGCUUUAGAAAAGAUACAUUUUCUAAUGGGAACAUAGAUAAUCUUUCUAUAUUAGAUGAGGAUAAUGAAGAUAGUAUGGAUAAAGAGGAAGUGGAAACAGAAAAAUCAAGUGAUGUUAACAAAAGCGAUAAUACCGUUGAGAAUAAAAUUAACGCGAUAAAGCAUAGAAUGAAGUUAAAGUUAAAAUCAUCGCAGAAGAAAAGAAGAAUAAAGAAAUCUGUUCAAUUUGCGGACGGUGUUAAACCUGGCGAAGGUACUAGUCCUAGCGGUGGAGAAGGAGAUAUGCCAUCUCCGCCUCCCCCUUCAAGUAUGAUAUCCCAGGACAAUUCUUGCGACUUAAAGAGGUCCAUUUCUAAAAGAAUGAAGAAAGACAAAAGAGCAAGAUAUCCCAAAACAAAGAAAAAAGUUAAAGUAAAAAUAAUUAAAUUAAAGAAACCACGCGUCACUCCUUUGUCUGCUAUGAUGAUAGAAGAUUCUGAUGAAUUGGAUGAUCUUCCACCACCGCCACCGCCACCAGGUUCUCCACCGCCUCCAAAUUUAUGGCCCAGUUAUCUGUCAGCCUAUAGUGGUACAAUUAGAGCUACUGAAACACCAUCAAUCGUUCCAACGCCAACUCCAGUACAAGCUCCACCACCACCAACUCCAUUACCACUUUUAGUUCCUCCACCACCAUUAAAUUACACGAUACAACCUUGUACUAAGGCAUAAGCAUUCAAUCACAAUAUGUCUACUUUUUUAUUGAAACUUCGAUUUUAUCUUAUUGUACAAUUCUUUUAUAUAGUAAUCAUGAAAUAGCCAAUUUAUACCAGUUCAUCUUUGUGGGAAAAUACAAUCC
Molecule: messenger RNA, 8744 nt
Organism: Polistes dominula (European paper wasp)
Lineage: Eukaryota; Metazoa; Arthropoda; Insecta; Hymenoptera; Vespidae
Source: RefSeq, a predicted model, not a curated record